AUGAAGACUAUUACACAAAAACAGCGACAAACAGAAGAAAUUUGCAAAAGUCAAAAGACUGUUGAUAAAAGUCUACAAGUAAUUACGUCAAGUAGUUCAAGCAAUGAGAGCAAGCGUGAAGGUGAACCUUCUCCGCAACUUUCGUUGACUCAAUAUGUUCCUCCCUACUUGAACUAUCCUCAGUACUACCCUGUGCAUCCUAAUUAUAGUAUGGCAUCGGUUCCUCAGUAUCACAUGGCCCCAGUUCCUCAGUUUCCUUUCCCACCCGUUUCUCAGUUUUCUAUGCCACCAGCUCCACAGUACCCGAUCUCACAACUCCCUCAGUACCCAUCUAUGCCUUACAACUCACCAUACGGUUUUCCACCUCAUUACUACCCUCCACGAUACUUUUAA
This is a messenger RNA of Cotesia glomerata, 393 nucleotides long. RefSeq names its product metacaspase-1-like. The record is from RefSeq and is a predicted model, not a curated record. The transcript has a single exon. NCBI's taxonomy places the organism in Eukaryota, Metazoa, Arthropoda, Insecta, Hymenoptera, Braconidae. The coding region runs from base 1 to 393 and encodes 130 amino acids.